Molecule: messenger RNA, 853 nt
Organism: Arabidopsis thaliana (thale cress)
Lineage: Eukaryota; Viridiplantae; Streptophyta; Magnoliopsida; Brassicales; Brassicaceae
Product: Duplicated homeodomain-like superfamily protein
Exons: 2
Coding region: 17-637 (206 amino acids)
Biological process (GO): DNA-templated transcription; regulation of DNA-templated transcription
Cellular component (GO): nucleus
Molecular function (GO): DNA binding
Source: RefSeq, marked reviewed
CAUUUUCUCGGAUACUAUGGCUUCGAGUCCACGCUGGACGGAGGACGACAACAGGCGUUUUAAGUCAGCUCUGUCGCAAUUCCCUCCGGAUAACAAGCGUUUGGUGAAUGUCGCCCAGCAUCUGCCGAAACCUUUGGAGGAGGUGAAGUACUACUACGAAAAGUUGGUCAACGAUGUUUAUCUGCCGAAACCUUUAGAGAAUGUCACCCAGCAUCUGCAGAAACCUAUGGAAAUGGAGGAGAUGAAGUACAUGUACGAAAAGAUGGCCAACGAUGUUAAUCAGAUGCCCGAGUACGUACCACUGGCGGAAUCGAGUCAGUCCAAACGCAGGAAGAAGGAUACGCCAAAUCCUUGGACAGAAGAGGAACACAGAUUGUUUCUGCAAGGAUUGAAAAAGUAUGGGGAAGGAGCUUCGACGUUGACAUCAACGAAUUUUGUGAAGACAAAGACUCCACGGCAAGUGUCAAGCCAUGCACAGUAUUACAAAAGGCAAAAAUCGGACAAUAAGAAGGAGAAACGCCGGAGUAUUUUUGACAUAACUUUGGAGUCUACCGAGGGCAAUCCAGAUUCUGGAAAUCAGAACCCUCCGGAUGAUGAUGAUCCGUCCCAAGGUCAAGGCACUUGUCUUGGAGUUUAGAUGUUGGAAGAUAGAAGAAUGGUGUGAAAUGAAACAAGCAACGGAACUUGAACUCAAAAAUAGAUAAUAUAUAUAUAUAUAUAUAUAGAUUUAAUAUAAUAAAAAAGGAACUUCGCUUGUUUUCUGCAUAUGUAUAGGAUUGCUACGUAGUUUCGGUAUACAAAAAUAUCAGUUUCACUUGAUGAUGUUCAAGUGUAUAGGAUAAUUAAUGAUUCU